Molecule: messenger RNA, 831 nt
Organism: Aphis gossypii (cotton aphid)
Lineage: Eukaryota; Metazoa; Arthropoda; Insecta; Hemiptera; Aphididae
Exons: 2
Coding region: 205-831 (208 amino acids)
Source: RefSeq, a predicted model, not a curated record
CACAAAAUAUCAAGUUAUUUUUAUUCAAUGUUUAGCAUUUUCUUUCAUCUUGUUUUGAAGGAAAUUCCCUUUCUUUUGUUAAGAUAUAACUGUUUUAUAACAAUACUUUCAGUCUCACACAUCUAUACUCUCAGUCUCACACAUCUAUAUUCUCAGUCUUUUUCUCUAGUUUCUCUAUUUUUGAUUUUACAUUUUUAACAUACGAUGGAAAUCAUUAACUCUAAUAAAAAUAAGCCCAAAUUAUGUUUCGAGGGCUACAUGUACGUUCUCAAACAUACCGGAAAAAGUAGUAUUACAUGGCGCUGUAGUAAAGCAACUAUGCUCAAAUGUCCGGGGACCAUGUAUACAGAUCUUCAAAUGUCAAAAAUUGUCAAAAGUGGAACAACUCAUAUCAUAACACAUAGGCCAAACAAGAAAGAGGUUGAGGUAAGUAAGUGUUAUAAUGAAAUGAAAAAUCAAGCUAAGACUACCAAAAACAACCCAUCACAUAUUUUUGGAGAAUGCGUUGCAAAAUUAGACGACAAAAGUCAAAUGCCACCUGAAAACAUAGUCAAGCGCACACUACGAAACCAAAGAACAAAAAAUAAUCCUUUAGACUCUGAUGAAAUCGUGGAUGAAUGGUGUACAACGGGUGAGCCCCAUAAUAAAAGAUUUUUAUUGUUUGACGAUGGUGUGAAUGAGGAAGACCGUAUGGUAAUUUUUGCUACAGAUGAAGGUCUUCAACAUCUAUCGAAUAGUUCAAGUUGGUACAUGGACGGAAACUUUGGUUUGGCCCCAAAAGAUUUUCUUCAACUGUAUGUGGUAAGAGUUAAAAUACAAAAAACAUUAUAA